Schistosoma rodhaini is the source of this 998-nucleotide messenger RNA. The record is from the annotation of a GenBank genome assembly. NCBI's taxonomy places the organism in Eukaryota, Metazoa, Platyhelminthes, Trematoda, Strigeidida, Schistosomatidae.
UUUUUUGCAGAUAGUCAAGUAUGUUGUCUAAUCCUAGGAUACAUUAAGACAGAAAGCACAUUUUGUAAUAUUUGCUACAAUCUAUGUUCUAAGUUAAAUCCGUCCUGACGACUGCUUAAUUGUAAUAUUAAUAACUUGCUUCCCAAACAUAGUUACCAUCUCCAACGAUUGUACAAGCAUAGCAUUCUCAAUAAUGGAUUUAAGUAGUAUAUCAUUUUGCUAUAUAUAAUCCAGUCAUUUGUGCAUUAUGGUCACUUCAUCUGAAGAAGAUACUAAACGUGAGAAAUUAGUUGGACGAGUUCGUACAUCAGUUAUAAUAUUUUGGAUUUUAUCUAUUAUAUUUUUAAUAAUAGGUAUAACAGUACUAUCUAUGUAUCAUAAUUUAAAUGAUUCAUCUCAAUACGCUGGUACUAUUGCUGGAACAAUUUUUUUAGUUUUCAGUAUACCACUUAUUAUAUGUAGUGGUUUUUUAACUAGUGCAUUAUUAAUUAUACAAGAAUCCAUUCAAGAUGAACGAGAUUAUCGAUGUCGUGAUCCAGAAUUUUAUAAAGAUAUUCCAUAUCCACGUCAACCAUUUAAACCAGUACCAACAACAUCAUCAUUACCUACUCCAUAUCCUUCUGCACCUGUUCCACGAUUUGAAGAUUUUCCAAAACCUUCUUUAUCACCAAUUCCGUAUAGGAUUUCAAGCCCUCCUAGUUAUCAUUCAGCAGUUACCCUGACCAAUUGACCAACUGUUUGUGAUAAAUAAGAAAAUUAAAUUUUCCCAGAACAACCCCCCCCUACCCAACAAUAAACAAUAUAUAAUCACCAAAACAAAAAAGAGGAGUGAAGGCGCGCACACACAUACGCACGAAGAUUUUUUCUUCACAUUCAUUGACAAUUUAACAAGAAAAAACAAACAAUGAAAUUGUUUUCUGAACAAAAAUUGUAUAUUAUUUAUUAUUAGCUUUAUUCAAUAUUAUAUUUUUGAUACAAUAUAGAAUUCUCAGCACAAA